GUGCUGGAGCAAGAUGUGGUUCUCCAGUCUAUUGACCGUGCCAUUGAGGCUGUGCACAACGCAGCCAUGAAGAAUGGGGGAAAGUACAACCUGGAGCAGAGAGAUGUCCUCCAAAAGCUGAUCCACCACCGGAAGGAGACCGUGUCCCGCAAAAGCCACUCGCCCACCCCUCAGGGCAUGGUGAUGACGCAGUCCUCCAGCGACCACCACCUGGACGUGGGGCGGCAGCCCAACGGGGUGUGCAGGACAGGCUACGAGCGGCACCACAGCCUUCCAAACACCGAGUUUGAGGAGGAGGAUGAAGGUCUCUACCAG
Molecule: messenger RNA, 315 nt
Organism: Mesitornis unicolor (brown roatelo)
Lineage: Eukaryota; Metazoa; Chordata; Aves; Mesitornithiformes; Mesitornithidae
Product: NCK-interacting protein with SH3 domain-like
Exons: 2
Source: RefSeq, a predicted model, not a curated record